Messenger RNA from Lobosporangium transversale, 498 nucleotides. RefSeq lists its product as hypothetical. Bases 1 to 498 code for a protein of 165 amino acids. The transcript has a single exon. Lineage: Eukaryota; Fungi; Mortierellomycota; Mortierellomycetes; Mortierellales; Mortierellaceae. The record is from RefSeq and is a predicted model, not a curated record.
AUGGCGACCGCUAUUCCCAAUAUACCCAUAGCUCAACAUAUGGCCGCUUCUUCGUCCCCUAUUGGGCUUUCGAGUCAAUUGUCUCCUCUGCCUCUGCAGUCAAGCCAGCUAUCUCCUAUAGACUCAAGUCUAUCCAAUUUGCAAUCAAGUCAACCAAGGAGAAGAGGAAGACCUUCAAAGAAUGUAACAACUGCCUUCAGCCCAAGUGUUCUUCAUUCUAUGAGUUUGUCAGCUUCCUCCCCUCAGUCCCAGCAGAGUGUGGCACAAGUACCCAGUAGUCAAUGGGACUGGGUCCGUAUUGAGCGAUUAAGUCAAGCUACUCCAGUUCGACCAUCAAAGUCUGCGUGUGAGUCUGCGUGUGAAAAAGAAAAUUCAGCUCCAAAUUCAGCUGAAGCAGGAAAACUAAACCAGAAAUCUGCCAAGCCUAUAAGAAAUAAGCGUGGACAAGUCGCGAAAGGCAGCUCCAAAGGCAACACAUAUAACUCCAUCACACUAUGA